Strongylus vulgaris is the source of this 612-nucleotide messenger RNA. The record is from the annotation of a GenBank genome assembly. Lineage: Eukaryota; Metazoa; Nematoda; Chromadorea; Rhabditida; Strongylidae.
AUGAAUUUCUUCCUUCGAUUGAAGGGUGAAGAAGCGGUUUUCGAAGCUGUGAUUAACUGGGUCAAAUACGAUUUAUCAAGGAAGCCAUCUUUGCCUAACGUCUUGGCUGCUGUUCGUCUACCACUCAUCUCACAGGAGUUCCUUCUUGAUCGAGCUUAUCAGGAACCUUUGAUACAAGAGUCACCUGCAUGUAUAGCAAUGCUUUGCUCGGUUUAUCAUCACAUUCUAAAGAAGGAAAUAACCCCAGGUCUAGUUGCAAGCUGGAUUAGGCCGAGGCAGCCUGUACCUCUUUCACAGCUAAUAAUGGUAGUUGGGGGACAAGCUCCGAAGGCUAUCGCGAGCGUAGAUACGUUUGAUCCAGACUCGCAACGAUGGAGUUCACUUGCUCCUUUGCAACAACGCCGAUGUCGAUGCGGUGUUGUUAUGGCUGGUGAUCUAGUCUACGCAAUUGGAGGCUUUAAUGGCUCCGCUCGUAUAAGAUCUGUUGAAAUUUACGACCCUCGCAGGGAUUUGUGGCUUACUGGACCAGCUAUGGAAGCUCGCCGUAGUACUCUCGGUGUUGCUGUGUUAGACGGAAGUAUUGUAGCAGUAGGCGGCUUUGAUGGUUCUACA